GUGACUGCUGGUCAGGUAUGUUUGUUAUUGGUAGUGGAUGACGAAGUGAAGGAAUGGGAACCCUCGAGGCGGACUCGGGGGCUGGGGCCUGAAUUAAAGCAAAACCCAGCAUCCGAGUAUAUUGAACAAUGUAAGCAAAGAGGCGCUGGGGAUCAUGGUCAUGGCACGCCUAGAGUUUGCCUUUCUUACAAGCGCCGUUAUGGUCGAGUCGCAGGGUGGGUCACAAUUUCACUGCACACUAGCGUGGAUGCAUGUGGCUUGAUGGGUGCCGUUGUCCUCCAUCAUGUAGACAGAUGUCGCGCGACAGCGAUUAGAAAGCGCUAUUGUUCUUGA
Messenger RNA from Aureobasidium melanogenum CBS 110374, 333 nucleotides. RefSeq lists its product as uncharacterized. Lineage: Eukaryota; Fungi; Ascomycota; Dothideomycetes; Dothideales; Saccotheciaceae. The annotation marks the transcript as partial. The record is from RefSeq and is a predicted model, not a curated record. The transcript has a single exon.